AUGCAGCUCAGGCCACCAAUGGUAACUGGCCAAUUCCACGCUCUUUUCUUUGGCUCAGUUCGUAUGUUUUUCCUUGGGGUUUUGGGCUUUGCUAUUUAUGGAAAUGAAGCCUUGCAUUUCAGCUGAGAGGUUGAUCUUUUCUGUUACAACCAGUUCAGGCCUGUAACGCCUUCUACAUUUUGGGCAUUCGGGGCAUCACAGUGGGUGAUUCUACUGGUACCCAAAGCCUUUUUUCACCUUCGUGCUGCGUGUAAGAGCAUCAAACAGGAAGAUCUCCUCCAAAAGUCAUUCUACACCGUUUUUUAUAUCUUCUCUGUUUUCUUAAGGAUUAUCCUUGAAGCUGUCGCUUUUUUGUUUCAGAUUCCGCUCUUUGGUUUCAAAGUGAACGCAAUCCACAUGUAUGAUGUAGAAGCCCUUGGAAAAAAUUUUAGCAUUACCUGGUGCCUGGUGUCAGAGCACUUUGAAAAGACAAUUUUUCUUAUUGCAAUGUACACAUUUACUGUGAUUACAGUGGUCUCGCGUGUUGCUGGAAUUAUUGAGAUCUCAUGUAGAAGGCUAUGUUUCUUAAAAACUCGGUGA
Messenger RNA from Phalacrocorax carbo (great cormorant), 579 nucleotides. Lineage: Eukaryota; Metazoa; Chordata; Aves; Suliformes; Phalacrocoracidae. The record is from RefSeq and is a predicted model, not a curated record.